This is a messenger RNA of Phaeoacremonium minimum UCRPA7, 2163 nucleotides long. RefSeq names its product putative multispanning membrane protein. The record is from RefSeq and is a predicted model, not a curated record. The transcript is spliced from 3 exons. Lineage: Eukaryota; Fungi; Ascomycota; Sordariomycetes; Togniniales; Togniniaceae. Gene Ontology annotation, biological process: vacuolar transport; protein localization to membrane. The coding region runs from base 1 to 2163 and encodes 720 amino acids. Gene Ontology annotation, cellular component: membrane; Golgi apparatus.
AUGGACGCGGCGAUAAGGACCGGCUUUGCUCGCUUCUUCCUCUGGGCCCUUCUCGUCUGCCAGAUCCAGGCAUUCUACAUCCCUGGCUGGUCCAUCAAGAGCUACAAAGAACACGAGCAGAUCCCUUUGCUGGUCAACAAGGUAUACUCAGACAACACCCAAUUACAAUAUGCCUACUAUGACUUGCCCUUCGUCUGUCCCCCCAGCGGCCACCAUAGUGCCGGCUCCGGUCUCCUCAGCGGCCAGAGCAUCCCCCUCAACCUAGGAGAGGUUCUCCGAGGCGACCGGAUCAUCGUAUCCGACAUUGAGCUCUCCAUGCUGCAGGACAAGGAGUGCAACUUCCUCUGCAACAAGGAGAUCAGCAGAAAGGACUUGAAACGUGCGCGGGAGCUGGUCUCGGAUGGCUACGUGGUUGAAUGGAUCGUGGAUAACCUCCCCGGCGCUACCAGCUUCGUCACCGUGGACAAGUCGCGUAAGUAUUACGCUGCCGGCUUCAAACUAGGCUUCACGGACCAGUCCUCUGGCAAGCCCCGGUACUACUUGAACAACCACCACACGAUCGUUAUCCGCUACCGAAGCGCUCCCGGAAAGGCCGGAGAGAAGGGCGGCAAAGUCGUUGUUGGCUUUGAGAUGUACACCAAGAGCGUCGGUCCCAACAUCAAAAGGGACGAGGGCGGCUGUCCUGUAGACUUGCAUGGUGUUGAGGAGAGCUUUGAGCUCUUCAUGAGGCCCAACAGGACUGAGUCUGAUCAGGACCUAGAUGUCCAGUAUGCGCAUUCUUCCUACCGACCGGAACAGGAGGAAGAGACCAAUGAUGAUGCCACCAUGACCAUUCCCUACACCUACUCUGUCUAUUUCCGCGAGGACAAGACGAUCGAGUGGAACCGGCGCUGGGACUUGUACUUCGUCAACCAGGAGGAGGGUUCCAAGAUACAUUGGCUCGCCAUUAUCAACUCUCUCAUCAUCUGCGGACUUCUCACGGGUAUUGUCAUGAUGAUCUUGGCAAAGACCAUCCGAACGGAUAUCAAGGGAGGCAAGAACAGUCAUGCAGAGGACGGUAAGCUCAGCUUCAAGCGAAAGGUCAAGAGCGGCUCAAGAACACCCAAAUUAUCUGAGAAGGCGCCGGGACUGCUCGAACAGCCAGUUGAUGCUGACGAAGCUGAUGCUUCUUCCGAUGAUGAGGCUUUGGAGGAUAUCACGGGUUGGAAACUGCUACAUGCCGAUGUCUUCCGUGCCCCCAGAUUCGGCCGCGUAUUGGCACCUCUGGUCGGCUCUGGUAUGCAGCUCUUAUUCAUGGCUGUCGGUCUCGUGGCUCUGAGUGCUAUUGGCAUUCUAAACCCCAGCUACAGAGGCGGUUUCAUUAGCUUUGGCGUAGGUCUCUUCGUCUUUGCAGGCCUAUUCUCCGGCUACUACUCGGCGAGAGUCUACAAGACCUUUGAUGGCCAGAACUGGAGACGCAACGCGAUCGAGACCGCCUUACUGUUCCCCGGCUUGACAUUCGGUUUGGUCUUCCUCCUAAACCUCUUUGUCUGGGCCCAGGCCUCCAGCACGGCCAUCCCCUUCGGAACACUGGUUGCUAUUCUAUUCUUGUGGCUUUGCAUCCAGGUUCCCCUCGUGUAUGUGGGCUCGUGGUACGGUUACAUCCGGGUUGGUGCAUGGGAGCACCCGACCAAGACAACUGCGAUCCCCCGACAGAUCCCCCAGCAGGCGUGGUACAUCAAGGGAACCCGGUCGAUUCUCAUUGCCGGUCUCAUCCCAUUCGCGGUCAUCUUCAUUGAGCUCCUCUUCGUCUUUCAGUCUAUGUGGCAGGACAAGAGCGGCUACUAUUACGUCUUCGGCUUCCUGGGAGUUGUGUCGGCUAUCCUUAUCAUCACUGUCGCCGAAGUAACGAUCGUCACGAUCUACAUUCAGCUCUGCUCCGAGAACUACCGCUGGUGGUGGCAGUCCUUCCUGGUCGGUGGUGGAAGCUCCGUCUGGGUCUUCCUGUACUGCGUGUGGUACUACUUCGUCAAGCUGCACAUCACGGGCUUUGUCAGCAGCAUGCUGUUCUUCUGCUACAGCUUCCUGGCUUGCCUCGUGUAUGGCUUGCUCACGGGCACGGUGGGCUUCUUGAGCGCCUAUGCUUUUGUCAGGAGGAUAUACGGAGCUAUCAAGGCGGACUAA